This is a messenger RNA of Oryctolagus cuniculus (rabbit), 6620 nucleotides long. The record is from RefSeq and is a predicted model, not a curated record. Lineage: Eukaryota; Metazoa; Chordata; Mammalia; Lagomorpha; Leporidae.
AGAUCUGCUAUUCAUUUGUUCAUUCACCAAAUGGUUGCAAUGGUUGUGUCAGGCAAAUCCAGGAGCCUGGAACUCUAUCUGGGGAUACCAUAUGGGCAACAGGGGCCCAAGCGUUUGGGCCAUCUUCUGCUGCCUUCCCAGGCACAUUAGUAAGUAGCUGCAUCAGAAUAGGAACAGCCAGCCCUCCAAUAGGCCUUCCAGGCUUCACAGGCCAGCCACCAGUUUUCAUUAAUCGUGCCUUCCUAUUACUUAGCUCAAAGUACCUGCAUUGUUACAGUAACUAGCUCUUCUCAUUCAGAUAUCCACGUGUCUCUUAUGCAAAUUCUUGAGAGCAAGCACAUGUGACUAAUCUUUGUGUCCCUAGCACUCACUACUGUGCUUGGAAUGUAGUUGAGCCUUAAUGAAUAUUUGUGGAAUGAAUCAACGAUAAUCACUGUCAUUUUGACAGAGUGAGUAUUUUAUUCCAGUAACCAGGCUAGGUUUCUGACGUAAAUUUUAUAACUCAAUCUUCAUAAUAAUUUUGCAAAGCAGGUAUAAAUAGUCCAAUAUCAGAGAUCGAGAAAAAUAGGCUCAAAGAGUUUAUAAACAACUCAUGACCAAUCUUGGAUUAAACUCAGACUAACUAGAUUCCAGGGUCUGACAUUUCCGCUAUAUCUUGUUGCUUCCUUAUAUCUAUUCAUGUGACUAUUAGAAAGACAUAAAUAUGUAGGUUGACAAAAAAAAAAAAAAAAACCUAGAGUUUUUAAAAAUUAGAUUUCCAGGUAUUUUUGGAGUCUUGUAAUAAACAGAUUAAAUCUUUUCAUGCCAUAAAUUUAAUGGAGAUAAAAUUUAUGACUAUGUAGACAAAGAGGAGAAAAGAAUUAUGACAAUAAUCUGAAGAAAUUAAACAGUACCUGUUGUGGCUUAAGAUAAAUCAGAGAUAGACAGUAGUCAAAAGGGUGAAACAGAUUUUACUCAGGAACUGUUUUGUAUCAGAAAAGAGACCUCAGCGUAGCUCUGGACACACUUCAUUGUCCAGUGGAGCUUAGAGCCAAGGAGCAGAGUAGGGGGCAGUGGAUGGAAAAUUCCUUAAAGGAAACAUCAGAGGUAGGGGAGGAUCUUGGCAAAACUAACUUAGCAAGAUUCUAGCUGCAGGCACAGGCUGGAUGAUCAAAUAUCAUUUGGGGAAGAGGGUGCAGAAUAAAGACCUUGAUCAAAUAUUUAGGUGAUCAAAUAUCAAGGGUGACAGAUUUUCUCGAACUUGAAUUAGUAAGAUUCUCCUCCAGAGGGGCAACGCAGGGUUAGAUAAUGAAGCACAGGCCUGGAGGGUUUACAGUCUCCUGACUAGUCCCUAAUCCUCCUAUGGGAUUGUAUAGUUCAGAACUCAUAUGAUGAUGAUAUUCACAACCAGCUCUCCUAAGCAUAGAACUCAGCUUUCAACAUUACUCUGCCAUUUCCUAGCUCUUAUCUGGGGUUAGGGCAUUAUUCCAAGUAGCGAGGUUUCCGUGAACCAGCAGUGCCCCAGAAAGUGUUUCCCUUCCUGAGACUCCAGGGAAGUCUUGGAAUGCAAAGAACUUGAAGAGGGAGCCUCGCCAAUUAAAGACUUUUGAGCCUUAGUAGGUUUCCUGGAGCAGAUUUUUAGCACAAACACUAAUCAAAGUCUUUGUGUUCUUAAAGCAGCAAUUUUCAUAUAGAACUCAGACCUUUCAAGAUUCAAAACAUAAACACCUUGAGAUACUCAGAAGAGCAACAUGGGAGAAACUGAAAAAAGGAUUGAAACCCACAGAAUAAGAUGUCUUUCCAAGAUGAAGAUGUUUCUGAUGGCAAUAACAUGUGCAUAUGUAGCCAAAACACUGUCCGGAGCUUAUAUGAAUUCCAUGCUCACACAGAUUGAGAGACAGUUCAACAUCCCAACAUCUCUUGUUGGAUUUAUUAAUGGGAGCUUUGAGAUUGGAAAUCUUUUGUUGAUUAUAUUUGUGAGUUAUUUCGGAACAAAACUGCAUAGACCUAUAGUGAUUGGAGUCGGAUGUGCCGUGAUGGGCUUAGGGUGUUUCUUAGAAGCGUUACCUCACUUUCUCAUGGACAGAUAUGAAUAUGAGUCUACAGUCUCAGUUUCAGGCAACUUGUCCUCAAACAGUUUCCUGUGUGUGGAAAAUGGAACCCAGAUGGUAGGACCAACGCAUGAUCCAUCAGAGUGUGUGAAGGAAGUACGCUCUUUCAUGUGGGUAUAUGUGCUAGUAGGAAAUAUUAUACGUGGAGUGGGUGAAACUCCCAUUAUGCCAUUGGGUAUUUCCUAUAUAGAAGAUUUUGCCAAAUCUGAAAACUCUCCUUUAUACAUUGGAAUUAUAGAAACAGGAGCUGUUAUAGGUCCUUUGAUUGGACUUUUGUUAGCGUCAUUCUGUGCAAACGUUUAUGUGGACACUGGCUCUGUCAACACAGAUGAUCUGACCAUAACUCCCACUGAUACUCGCUGGGUUGGUGCUUGGUGGUUUGGCUUUUUGAUUUGUGCAGGAGUGAAUGUGCUCACUGCCAUCCCUUUUUUCUUUUUGCCCAAAACACUUCCAAAGGAAGGACUAGAGGAUAAUCCUGACAUCAUUAAAAGUAGCAAAGAAGAGAAGCAAACAGAAGAUGUCAAGAAGCAACAGCGUGGAAUCACUAAAGAUUUUUUACCCUUCAUGAAAAGUCUCUCCUGCAAUCCAGUUUACAUGCUUUUCAUAGUUUUAAGUGUGAUGGAGUUCAAUGCAUUUGUUAAUAUGUUCUCCUUCAUGCCGAAAUACAUGGAGCAACAAUAUGGAAAAUCAACUUCAGAAGCCAUCUUUUUAAUUGGUAUUUAUAACUUACCUCCAAUAUGUUUUGGAUAUAUAGCUGGUGGUUUACUUAUGAAGAAAUUCAAGAUUACUGUCAAACAAGCUGCCCAUAUAGGAUUCUGGUUAACUUUAUCUGAGUAUUUAUUAUACUUUUUAUGUUUUCUCAUGACCUGUGAUAAUUCUUCAGUUGCUGGCUUAACUACCUCUUAUGAAGGAAUUCCAAAAGAUUUAUAUGUGGGAAAUAACAUCUUUGCUGACUGUAAUAAGGAUUGCAACUGCCCAGCUACAAUUUGGGACCCUGUGUGUGGAGACAAUGGCUUGUCAUACAUGUCAGCCUGCCUUGCUGGCUGUGAGUCAUCCAUCGGAACAGGAAUCAACAUGGUAUUUGAAAAUUGUAGCUGCAUUCAACCACCAGGAAAUUUCUCUGCAGUCCUUGGUCUGUGUAAGAAAGGACAUGAGUGCUCCAUGAUGCUCCAGUACUUUUUAAUCGUGUCAGCCAUUAGCAGUUUCAUUUAUUCCUUAGCUGCCAUACCUGGGUAUAUGGUCCUCCUGAGGUGUAUCAGUUCUGAAGAGAAGUCUCUUGGUGUGGGGCUCCAUGCAUUUUGCACAAGAAUAUUUGCUGGCAUUCCUGCACCAAUAUAUUUUGGAGCUUUGAUUGACUCCACGUGCUUACAGUGGGGAACCCUGAAAUGUGGUGAGCCGGGGGCAUGCCGAUUUUAUGAUUCCAUUUACUUCAGAUACAUUUACCUCGGAUUGCCAGCAGCUCUGCGGGGAUUGAGCAUUUUUCCAGCCAUAUGGAUCCUGGUUCUUUUGCGGAACCGUCGGCUGCCCGGUGAAACUGCUCCUCCAGGAACUGAACUUGAGACUAAGGAUACAGAGAAGCAAAAUGAGUUGAAAGACGUCCACCAAAAUUCCAAGAUUUCAAAUGAUGAUGAAUUAAAAACUAAACUGUAAUGUACUAUUUGAUCAUCCCUCUCAGAUUGGGAGAAUGUACUGUACAACUUAGUUGUUUUAAAAAUCAAUAGAGGUACUACAGGUAACUUUUUCUUGUCUUUAAGAACCUCAAAAAUGUUUUGUACUCAUGAUAAAAAUGUUUGCUGAUAGUAUUUCUGAAAUAACAAAAUCGCAUUUGAGAUUUUGCCAAGGGGAAAAUUUAUUGCAGCCUCCUAACCAGAAUUUUAGACCAGCUUCAUGUUAAUGUUAAAACAGCAAUUCUCUCUUAACUCUCACAAAGUAAGGGUAUAUUUCCUAUAUCACCUUUCAAAAUAGUUUGAAAAUUUACUGUAUAAAAUUUACUUAAAUCUUGAGUUUGUGCUUUGAUAUAGAGACACUCAGAAAUGGAAAUUUUCAUUCUGUUUAUAUGAACACUUAAAUAUUUUAUUCAAAUUUAUCACUUCUAACAGAUGUUAUCUUUUUCUGUGAGAACAUCUACGUUAUAUUAUUCUGUUUAGGAAUUGUUCUUUGACUCUUCAUCUUCAUUCCUGACACAUCUUUGAAACAGAUGACUCAGUGAUGUGCCAUUUCUUGCUUUCAGCUGUCUCCCUUAAUACUCAUAUCCUAUGAUUUGCUCAUUUUGUCCAGAGAAUUGAGUAAUUAAUCAGGUAAUUAAAAAUCUUGUAGAAAAGACUGUUGGAACUAUUUUUUUUAAAGCAGUUCAUAUCUGUCAGUGAUGUCAUUCUGAAAAGUAAAUGCUGAGUCUAGGAAUAAAAGGACAAUAUUAGGAAAACAGUCUUUAGCAACUUGUUGUAGUUUCAGAUGUUGUCAAAGGGUGACAUUCCCACAUUCAGGGGAAGACCCCAUGGACCAAUGUUUGUGACACCUCUUGGGGCCUAAGUUAGAACACAGAUACUAAUUUUCCACAAAUCAUCUUAAAGAAUGAAAAAGUAUUUGAAAACCAUGAAAUGGAGAUGAAUAGAAUUCAAGGGGCACAUUAAAAACUAUUUUGUACCUUAUGAGUGCAGUCACAGAAGGGAACGUUUUUAGUGGUACAAGAAAAUGUACUGGUAAUAUAGGACUUCUCGUUUGAGAGUCCUAUCCUAGAAUGCUGUGAGAGACAGUGAACACCUGUUGUAGAAGGUCGCAGGAGAAGCAGAUUUUUCCUGGUGUGUGUGAUUUUCUUGGUGUGUAUUUUUUCUUAGUGUGUAAUUUCUUAGCAAUUCUUCGUGGUGAAGAAAUGCUCACUGAUGAAUCUCAGAUUUUAGAGGAUUUUGGUGAUGGUGGACUGAGAUCCAGAGAUCACAGUGAAUGUGCACAUUUUGGGGAACAGGAAUCUGAGACAAAAACUGAAGAGUAGAAGGCAAAGGGAAAUCAGACUUAGGGAAAGCAGAAGGGAGCUGUAAGAUGACAUGGAACUCUGGGACUUGUAGGUGAAUGACACACACAGGAACAAAGGACGUAAUGAGAUUAGUGUGAGUAAAGCUGUGACAGAACCAGGCAGGUGGGGACUGGGCUCCUCUGGGUCUCCUCUGUCACGGAGGCAAGCUGAGAAGCAGAACUGGUGGCCUUUUGCCACUCCUAUUGAUCGAUUUGAGGUUAUCAGAGGAAGCUGGGCCUUACUUUGCACAUAGCUCACCCAGAGGCCCUGGCAGACAUAGCUUUGGACUCAUGCCUGAAGUUCUUUCUUACCACUCAUGGGAGGGAUGGCAUUUGACUCUGGGAACAAACAGUUCUGUCUUGACUCUGCUCAGUGAGGGAGAAGCAGCCAGAGAAAGGGGUGUUGAGUGCUUUGGGUUCCCCCAGGAUCUCUUCCGCUGGCACCCAAGAGGCCUAGAAAGAUCAGUUCUUAUUCUGGGAACUUUUACAGCUCUCAUGCGGGAAGAGAUGAUGGCAUGGCAGGCAGAGUUGGAGAACAGGAUUGGGAGAACAGGUCAUGAGAAGUCUAGGGUCAUGAAUUUUCUCAUUUAAUAUUUUUGGGAGUCUGUAGUUAAUGGAAUUAGAAUAACCAAUUUUAUAGAAAUUUUGAAAGUUAACUUCAGAAAAAAAACACACAGAAAAUUUAAAAAGAAAUGCAAAAAGAAGGAAAAACCACCCCUCAUGCAUGCUGGCUAGCAGUUGUGUUUUAAAACUUGUUAAGUGAAUAUUAAAUUGUAUAUGCAUUUUUUUUAAAGAUUUAUUUAUUUGUUCCAAAGUCAGAGUUACACAGAAAGAGGAGAGGCAGAGAGAGAGAGAGAGGUCUUCCAUCCGAUGGUUCACUCCCCAGAUGGCCGCAAUGGCUGGAGCUACGCCAGUCCGAAGCCAGGAGCCAGAAUCUUCUUCCGGGUCUGCCAUGCGGGUGCAGGGGCCCAAGAACUUGGGCCAUCUUCUACUGCUUUCCCAGGCCAUAGCAGAGAGCUGGAUUGGAAGAGGAGCAGCCGGGACUAGAACCGGCACCCAUAUGGGAUGCCAGUGCUUCAGGCCAGGGCGUUAACCCACUGUACCACAGGGCUGGUCCCUUGUAUAUGCAUAUUAACAUUAUGGAGUUCACCAUCAGAUCAAUAAAAACUAGAACCAGGGGCUGGCAUUGUGGCACAGCAGGUAAAGCUGCCACCUACAACGCUGGCAUUCCAUGUUUGUGCUGGUUUGUGUCCUGGCUGCUCCACUUCCAAUCCAGUUCCCCGCUAAUGGCUUGGGAAAAGCACUGGAAGAUGGCUCUAGUGUUUGGGCCCCUGCCACCCAUGUGGGAGACCCAGCUGCAGCUCUUGGGUUUGGCCUGGCCCAGCCCUGGACAUUGCAGCCAUUUGGGGAGUGAACCAGAGGAUGAAAUAUAUAUCUCUGUGUCUGUCUCCCUCUCUCUUUCUCUCUCUCGCUCUUUCAAAGUAAAUAAAUAAAUCUUAAAAAAAAAAAAAAAAAAAAAAA